This is a messenger RNA of Cucumis sativus (cucumber), 2166 nucleotides long. RefSeq names its product trihelix transcription factor GT-2. The record is from RefSeq and is a predicted model, not a curated record. The coding region runs from base 174 to 1865 and encodes 563 amino acids. Lineage: Eukaryota; Viridiplantae; Streptophyta; Magnoliopsida; Cucurbitales; Cucurbitaceae. The transcript has 2 exons.
UAAAAGCUUGGACAGCCAAAAAAAAAAAAAAAAAAAGAAAAAAAGAAAAAAAGAAAAGCCUUUUAUUUUAUUUUAUUUUUUUUGAUCUUCAUCCCUUUUGUGGCUUUUGUGUGUGCUUCUUGUUCUAUUUUUCUUCUCCUGUGUGAGUUGUAAUAAUUGCUCUAGAGGCUCCCAUGGAUGUCAUCGAACCCGGCGAGGCAGCAGUGACGACUGAGGCGGGAGAUGCUCAUGAAGUUGGUGACAGUGGUGGUGGGGGUAGUGGAAACGGAUCGAAUUCCGGCGAAGAAGAAAAGGGGUCAUCUUUGUUGUUGUUCGAAGAUGGUGAGAAGAAUUUUGGUGGGAAUCGAUGGCCAAGACAAGAGACUUUGGCUUUGUUGAAGAUAAGAUCUGAUAUGGAUACAAUUUUUAGAGAUGCAACUCAUAAAGCUCCAUUAUGGGAUGAAGUUUCAAGGAAAUUAGGAGAGCUUGGAUUCAAUCGAACUCCAAAGAAAUGCAAAGAGAAAUUUGAGAAUGUUUAUAAAUAUCACAAGAGAACCAAAGAUGUUAGAAGUGGGAAAUCCGAUAAUAGCAAAAAAGUUUAUAGAUUUUCAGAUGAAUUGGAGGCUUUCGAUCAUCCUUCUAGCCAUCAUCAAAAUCACAUGUUACUUCAAUCUCACCAUCACCACCACCCGUUACCACCAACGCCAACGCCACCGCCACCACAAGUUCUUCCUUCGACGACGCCACCGCCGUCUUACAACCCUCCCGCAACCAAAACAAUCAGCUCUACUGUUCCAUCCACCAUGAAUAACACUACGACAAACAACACUUUGCCACCAAAGUCCUCUAAUAACCCUCUUUCCAAUUUGCCAAACAUGGCUGCCAAUGUGAUAUUUUCGAGCUCCACAUCGUCAUCGACAGCAUCGGAGGAAGAUCCGUUUCAGAGUAGCAGGAGGAGAAGGAAGAAGAGAAAGUGGAGUGAUUUCUUCUUGAGGUUGACAAAGGAAGUAAUAGAGAAGCAAGAGGGGCUUCAACUAAAAUUCUUAGAAGCUCUAGAGAGAAUAGAGAAUCAAAGAAAAUUGAGAGAUGAAGCAUGGAGAAUGAAAGAGAUGACAAGGGUUAAUCAAGAACAUGAAGUUUUAGUUCAAGAAAUGUCCAUGGCCGCUGCCAAAGACGCAGCAGUGGUCGCAUUUUUACAAAAGAUAGCUCCGUUUUCUUCUCCACCAGUGCCAGUACCACCACCACCGACGACGACUCAACCACAAAACAGCGAGAAUAAUGGAAAGUUGAGCUCCACUAUCGGAAGCCAUGUAAUCUCGAUGACGACGACAAAUGGAAAGGUGAUGAGUAGCAUUAUUGUAGGAAGCCCAUCAAGAUGGCCAAAAGGUGAAGUUGAAGCAUUGAUAAGGCUAAGGACAGAAAUGGAAAUGAAGUAUCAAGAGAAUGGGCCAAAAGGGUUAUUAUGGGAAGAGAUUUCAUCAGCAAUGAGAGGGCUCGGAUACAAUAGAAGCUCAAAGAGAUGCAAAGAGAAAUGGGAAAACAUAAACAAAUAUUUCAAAAAAGUUAAAUAUAGUAACAAGAAGAGGCCAGAAGAUUCCAAGACAUGUCCUUACUUUCACCAAUUGGAUGCUCUUUAUAGAGAGAAAGAGAAAAGUAAUAUGAAUUUUGAUAUCAAUAGCCAAAUGGAGCCAUUGAUGGUUGAACCAGAACAACAAUGGCCACCUGCAUUUCAACCCAAUAGUACUCAAGUCAUGGGAAAUAAUUUACAAAGAAUAAGUGGUGAAGCAAAUCAAGAAGAAGAAGAAGAAGAUGAUCAUGGUGAUGAUGAUGAUGAUGUUGAAGAAGAGGAUAUUGGAGGUAGUAGUAGCACAGAUGUUGAAGAUUGAAGAAAUAAAAAAAAAUUAUGGGUUGUAUUCUUCAAUAAGCAUAUAAUCCAAUACACAACAAUUCAAAAGAGGAAACAAAGGUAUGGCACAAAAAGCAACCAACUUUGACACUGAUGGAAGUCAGAUUUGUAUUACAUGUGCUAAAAGAGCAAAGGGGGAAAAUUGGGUAAUGGGAAAAUUUUUAAAUUUGUACAAUAAUUAAUUAUUGUGUUGUCUAUAGUGGGAUUAAUUUAAUUUUCUUUCCUCUUUCUUCUUCUCUUGUUAUUAUAAUCAAAAGGUUAAAGCUUGCCAAAAUUUUAAA